UGUGUGUGUGUGUGUGUGUGUGAGAGAGAGAUGUUUUGGCGUCGUGAACGUGCAGAGCGGUGCGCGUGCUGAAGUCAGUGCGCGCCCCCGCGCUCUCUCAGGUGAAUGCGUUCAGCAGUGAGAGUGUGUGUGAGUGGUCCGGAGUUAUGUGAGUGUGUGUGAGAGAGUGUGUGUGUGUGAGGCAGUGUGUGUGAGCGUGUGUGAGUGUGUGUGUGUGUGAGGCAGUGUGUGUGAGAGUGUGUGAGUGUGUGUGAGGGGAAAAUGCUGCUUCUCAGCCUGCAGGUUGUGUGCGCUGCGGCGGUGUGUGUGCUGUGUUCCGGCCAGCGGGUAUUUUUCGAAUGUGGAGCGAAGCUGGACGUUGUGGACGUACAGGGUCUCAUUCUAUCUCCUGGUUUUCCUAAUAACUACUCGUCCGGGAUGCACUGCGUCUGGCAGUUUUUUGUCCCGAUCGGUCACCAGUUGACGAUGGAACUGUUUGAUUUUGACGUUUUUGAGAGUUCAGAGAGGAACUCAACCACGUCAGAAGAUAUGAUCACGAGUGAAGAUGGUGAAGAACAUCUCCUUACUAAAAGAUUAACCAGGAGUCAACCUGCAUUAAAGGACCAGUCCGUGGGAAUGACGGGACUCGGAGAAGAAUCCAACAAACUGGAGUCUGAAGUGUCGAAUACGGUGAAUCGGGUUUCCGAGCGUCUUUCCGAACCUCCGUUAUCGUAUAGAGCAAAAGCAAAAGCACAAAGCUCCAUGUUUCCUUCAUCAUUAGAGGACAAAACGGAGCACCUGCCUCCUUCCAGCACCAUGGAGAACAUCGUCAUGGAGGACGAAUCCGAGACCCUGCAGCUGGUGACGGACGCGUGUCCUAACGACGUCCUGUACAUCACGGAUCUGAUCACGUUUUCUUCACGGUUUUGCGGCUCCAAGCGUCCGUCUGACGGCCAGCUGGUGUUCGGAGCCGACGCUGAGAUGGUUGAAGUGAUAAUGGAGCUCAUCACAAACACACACUGGGGUCGAGGAUUUGCUCUGCUAUUCCGUUAUCACAAUCGAUCGAACGACGCGGCCGUGGAGGUCGGGGGUCAGAGGUCAUCGGCGCCCUCUGUCGGCGCAGUAGAAGCGCUGCUUGCUGCUGUUAGCCUCGCUGCUUUAUUCGCUACGAGUCUCAUGAUCGUUCUCUGUGUGACUCUGAGACCAAAACUGUGUGCAAAAGAAUCCACCGUGACGUCAUCCACCACCUCCGAGGUCCCAGUUCAGAACUUGCACACUGACGGCAGUGAACUUCAGCUGGUUACCGCAAAUCACCCUGAACAAGAACUCAACAAAAACGACAACAACCCCACCUCAUCUCACACAGGUAACGACCCAAAAUGCCGAAGUUCCCAAAAUGCCGAGCUGGAGUGCUCUAAUGGACUGAUGGAGAUGGAAUUGGGAGCAGAUGAAGUGUUUGUGAUCUCAAACACAGACACACCGUCGUUUUCUCCUUGCACGCACCGUGAACGUUUUCUGCGACGCAGUGACACGGGAUCUGUGCAGCCAUCUGAUUGGAUGCCUCGCAGCGAGCCCUCCAAUUGGCCGAGUCGUGGCAGCCAUGUUGGAUCGGCGCGUCCUCGAGCGUGGAGCGUCCGAACCUUCCACGACUUCCUACUUCCUCUUCCUCAAUUAAACAGGAAGUGGUGCAGCUGGAAUUUAACGAGUCCCUUCACCAAACUAGUGGACACCGUUUCUCCAGGUUCUGUGGUGGAUGGAGGUGGUGGUGUGAAGGUUCCCUCGGCUCAGCAACAGCGCCGCUACAACAUGUCACGCUCCCACACGUCUCAGCAGAUCUGCGAGCCCGAUGGCGCCCUCUGUGGCCCGGAGCAAGCAGUGGAGGUUAAAAUCUGCGAAUUCUCUCCUGAUGAUGAUAACCUCACCAUUCCCGUGUUCGCCAUUUCAGAAGAAGAUGAUCGAGAGCCUCUGGUUUCAGCCGAAAACCAAGUGAAAAACAACAAGCUCGGAAAUCACGACUCCUUUCCUUCAUUAGGCUCCGCCCACUUGGCGUUUACAGUUGAGGAAUCGGCUGUUUUGAAAAACACGUCCAGUAAGAUCCAGCUUCCCUCGCUGAGUCAUGUGACCGUGCCGUGUGACUCUGUGGGGAAGGACAUGUGAUCGACUCAGACCGCAUACUGUCAUACUGAACAGCGUGUUAUCUGUUUUACACACACACACACUAUCGAGUAGCACUAGCUGCCAGCUACAUUUAAAGGUGCAUUAUGGCAAAAAAAUUCAAACAUCCAUUUGCAGUCUGCAAUUUUAUUUAUAUUUUAUUGAUCAGUUUUCCAUUCGAGCUACAAGGCAAAUGUGAGUCAAUCUCACUUCCGAAAGUCUAUCUGUCAUCCGAUUAAUACAAACAUUUUAAUAUAAUUUAUUCAAAUGUCAUAAUCGAUUGAGUAAUACAUAGUAGAAUACUGUAUUUGCAAAUACUUUAAACUGGAACUUUAUUAUCGUUUGCAUCACUUCCUGUUAUCAAGCAGGAACUUUUAGAGGUUUAGCCUGGGGGCGGGGUCAGGAAUGGUAACGAACCGUGGUGAGGAAACAAAGUGAUUCAGAGUCAAAGUUGUCCAAGAUGGCGGCCUCCAUGACGUUCCAGUGUUUGAGACAUAUGGGAUAUAUUAACAGGAAAAAAAUUGCGUAAGAUAGAUUUCUGUUAGCUACAUUUAGCUGCAGAACAAGCGAUUCAAAUGAUUCAUUCUUGAAUGAUUCAUUCUGCUUCUGAAUCAUAUUCCUGAACUUAAGAAUAUGUGAAGAACUGUGCUACCCUGUAGUCCUUUAGUAUGGCAGUAUGCGGUUUAGUGUGUGUGUGUGUGUGUGUGUGUGUGUGUGUGUGUGUAAACACAACCGUUCACAAUCUGUUUUGUUGCUUUUUCAGAAAUUGACAGUGAGAAGUAACCGCUGAUGGAUUUGUACAUUAAUACAGCCGUGCCUCUUUACAUAACAAAGCACAUUUUUGAUAUCUGGAAAAUAUUUAAAUGUUUUGUGGACUGAUUACUGUUUAAAAAAAAAAAAAAAAAAAAAGAUUAUUAUAUUAUUUAACCACCACAGAUAUGUACCAAUAAUAGCUUAUAUAAUAUAUGUGUCCUUUAAUAUUAUUGUUAUAAUGCACACGUUAAAAUAUGAUGACUUGACGACUUUCCCUUGUUCGCGUCACUUGUUGUUGUUGCUCACAGAGUGUGUACUUUUGUUGGUAUUUUUACGCAUUCUCGGAUUAUUAAUGCUGCUAAAUAUUUGGCUCUGCCGUGCUGUUGUACGUGGAGCGAGUGCUACGCCGUCAUAAAUCCAUGUUUUUUGUAAAUGUUAUGUUUAUGCAGCAUUUUCAUGCACUACAUUAAUGUGCGACAUGUUCGGAAAUGCAGUAAUGCUGAUGAUCUCCUGCAGGAAGUGCAUUAUAAAGGGAAAAAUGAUUAUUGUUGUAAAAAAAAAGAUUAAAAAGAAUAAAUGCAGUAACUAACAAAUCAAUACAAAUAAAAUAUUAUGUGAAGCAUAUUAGCAGCAA
Molecule: messenger RNA, 3520 nt
Organism: Pangasianodon hypophthalmus (striped catfish)
Lineage: Eukaryota; Metazoa; Chordata; Actinopteri; Siluriformes; Pangasiidae
Exons: 7
Coding region: 262-2136 (624 amino acids)
Source: RefSeq, a predicted model, not a curated record